AUGCAGUACGGCAACUCUUCUAACAGCUCAAUCUCUCUCUCAUCUGAAACCUUGGCUGCCAGUAGUGUACUGGGGCUGUGCUUUGCACUGGGGGUCCCUGGAAAUAUAGCAGUACUGGUGCUUCUUUCUGGGUGGCUAAAGGGAGGCAGUUUCACCCCAAGGCUGAUGCUGAGCCUGGCCAUAUCAGAUCUAAUGACGCUGCUUCCACUGCCGGUAUGGAUCUACGCUCUUCUUCAUGACUGGGUCUUUGGUUUGGGCUCGUGUAAGUUCUUCUCCUACGUGGUCUACUGGAGCCUCUACAGCAGCGUGCUGUGUGUGACUUUACUGAGUGUGCAGAGAUAUGUUCAAGUACUGCAUCCUCAGAAGUGGGCUAAGCUCAGAGCAAGAGGACAGAAUGGUCUUGUGAGUGGAAUAUGGAUUCUGAGUGGAUUAUUAGCUUGUUACGCUCUCAUUCAGCGGCGUGUAAAGUUGGAAGAGGAUGGACGGCUGCAAUGCAGGGCACACUAUCAAAAUAACACAGAGAGGGUGGCAACUUUGCUUUUGGAGACCGUGGUGAUGUUUGCGGUGCCGUUCCCCCUCCUGGUUUAUUUCUACGUUCGUCUUCACCGCAGUGUUAGUCAAUCAGCUUUCUUUAACAGCCACAGGAUGACGAGGCUGGUGACCAGAACCGUGGCGACUUUCUUCUUUUUUUGGGUUUCGCUUCAUAUCAACAACAUUAUGCUGAUUGUUGCAUUGUUACUCAAAAAUGACCAUCUGUUGAGGUUUGCAGAAGCAGGAGAUGACAUUGCCGGAGCUCUGACUUUCAUCAACAGUUGCGUGAACCCCUUCGUGUAUGCCUUCUCUGCUCGGGCUCUAAGGCAGCGCACAACUGGGACAGAAAGUGCUUAAGUCCUUCACUUUUUCUUCUUUUGCAUCCUUGGCAUUUAUAAUGAACUUCGUUUAUAAAGACAUGUAAAUUGUUUUUUGUACAAAUUGGAAAUGAGAGAUGGACCACAGAAAUUUCUCAUAGCACAGUCUGAAACAACAUGAUCUAAAGUGAAAAUGUGAAUGUUAAGGUUCAUUAAAAAUCUCUCAAGGUGUUCCACAAGGUUCUGUUCUAAGGUUACUUUUAUUUUCA
Molecule: messenger RNA, 1117 nt
Organism: Colossoma macropomum (tambaqui)
Lineage: Eukaryota; Metazoa; Chordata; Actinopteri; Characiformes; Serrasalmidae
Product: leukotriene B4 receptor 1-like
Exons: 1
Coding region: 1-888 (295 amino acids)
Biological process (GO): immune response; G protein-coupled receptor signaling pathway
Cellular component (GO): membrane
Molecular function (GO): G protein-coupled receptor activity
Source: RefSeq, a predicted model, not a curated record